Leguminivora glycinivorella is the source of this 670-nucleotide messenger RNA. It is a transcript of the gene ND-ASHI, whose product is annotated as NADH dehydrogenase [ubiquinone] 1 beta subcomplex subunit 8, mitochondrial. Gene Ontology annotation, cellular component: mitochondrion. Lineage: Eukaryota; Metazoa; Arthropoda; Insecta; Lepidoptera; Tortricidae. The record is from RefSeq and is a predicted model, not a curated record. The transcript is spliced from 3 exons. The coding region runs from base 71 to 589 and encodes 172 amino acids.
UUUUAUCCGCUGUCAAAUAGGUUCAGUUCGAGAAGAAAAUAUUUUAGGUUUGGAGGUUGGGCCAGUAAAAAUGGCUUCAGCUUUACUGAAAAAGGCUAUUCUAACUAAUCCAAAUGUAGUUCGUAAGACGGCUGCAAUAUUUUGCAAUGCUGCACGGAACCAUUGGAAUUAUCAGUACAAACCUGGCCCAUACCCGGUAACCUUGGAACAGCGCGAAGCGGCUGCCAAGAAGUAUGGAUUGAGCAUAGAAGAAUAUCAUCCGUACCCUGAAGAAAUGGGCUAUGGCGACUAUCCAAAGAUGCCUGAUAUCGGCGCUGACUCCAAAGACCCUUUCUAUCCGUACGAUCAACCUGAGCUGAAGAGGAAUUUUAACGAACCUUUGCAUGCCAGAGCUGAAAUUUUUGGUGAAGACCGCUAUGACAUCAGUAUGAGACCACGUUUUCCUGUAUGGUACCAAGCUUUGUGGUUCUUCGGAGUUAUUGGAGGGAGCUUUGCCCUGUACAUGUACCUUGAAGACUUCAAGAUGGGAAGACCAGUGACCAUCAAACAGUACCCAAAAGAUGGACCACACUAUGAAUUCAGUUCAUAAUUAUAUUUGUCAGCUGUGGUUAACUGUUUAGAAAUUGAAAUGGAGAGUUAGCUUGAUUAAAUACAUGUUUUUUUUCUGAAA